Molecule: messenger RNA, 4840 nt
Organism: Morone saxatilis (striped sea-bass)
Lineage: Eukaryota; Metazoa; Chordata; Actinopteri; Moronidae
Exons: 12
Coding region: 500-2758 (752 amino acids)
Biological process (GO): protein linear deubiquitination
Cellular component (GO): cytoplasm
Molecular function (GO): cysteine-type deubiquitinase activity
Source: RefSeq, a predicted model, not a curated record
GUCAGGCGCUCGGACCGUGCCGUGCCGUGCCGUGACCCGCUGCUCCGGCUAUGCUAGGGGGUGUCGCACCGGCAGAUGGUACCGCACAAAACACCGCACAAUAACAACAACCCGCCGCCGGUUGAGCGCGCGGCAGCAAACGACGGCGCUGCGGAGUUUGCGGGAGGUCUCUAGUGCGGCUGCGCGGAUUCUCAUGCGUCGGUAGUUUGGUGUCGGUUGUUUAUGUUUUAAGUUUGCGCCUGGGAGCUAACUGGCUAGCUCACUUCUGCUUGUGUUUGCAGGUCAAAAGUGAAACCAGAAACCGGAGCUUCAGUUAAAAGACACAAACACUGGUUCCUUCCUGGCUUUAGCAGCAGCUCCACCUUCGUCAUCAUGGACUCCUGAAGUCUCCAGGCUUCAGCGACUCCUCGGGUCGCUUGCGGGGUGGUUUUGGACCAGAGGUCACCGUUCAGCCUACGUCCUGUCUGACCUCCCGAGCAGACGGAGCGUUUGGGAACAGAUGGGGAGCAGCUGCUGUCACGCUGAAAGUCCCUGUGGCAACGCGGAGGAGAGAAGUGUUCUGCUGAAAAAUGACUCGAGGGCCACGACGGCCGCAGGCGAAACAACUGUGGUCGGCACUUGUGGCCCUGAAGGAGAUGAUGAGAUAAGGAAAACGCCUGAUGAUGAUAAUAAUAUAAAGGUGGAGGUGAAGGCUGUGCAGGUGAAGGCUGUGCAGGUGAAGCAGAGUCCUGAGGUUGGAGAGACGGAGCCCAAUAACACUCAGGAGAAUGGACCCUUGCAGGAGGUGGUCACACAAAAGGCGACACCUUCUCCGAGGAAAGGGUCUGAACCUAAAGAAAACUCCUCCAGAGCACAAGAUGAAGAUGCGAAGAACCGCCCCGCAGACGGUGAAGAAGCUGAACUUCUGCAAUGCACUUUCAACUCCCCGCAGAAAGCCACAGCUGAUUGGCAGGCUUUUAAAGCAACAAAUGCGGCGCCAAAAGAAGAAAAUCCAGCCUCGACGCAGGACAGAAUCCCUGAUAUCGCCUCACCAACGGCCGAGACAGUUUGCCCUGUAAACCAUACUGAGAUAAACACAACAAGCGAGCACAUCACAUUGGCCACCGCUCCUGAUAAUGAUGAAGAAGCAGGCUCCGAGGUCACCGUUGACAGCACUGUAGCCGAGCCGUCUGGGGAGUUUCCUCAAAAUAAUGAAGCGUUAUCUGUGCCAGACACUCAGUUUCCUGCAGCAGCUUGUCAGGUGUCGUCCAUCUCUGUGGUCGGUCAGGAGAUCGACAAAGAGUCUCCGAGCUGUGCUGUGACAGAGCAUUCAGAGAAUGGGAGUUCUUCAGUGUGCGAUGAGGCCGGUCCUGAAGUCAAAAAAAGCCAUGAUGUGUCUGUGUCUGAGUCUUCUCCUGGAUCCGAGCCCUCAGGACUCAACCACAGCGGUGAGGAACGAAACGCCGCCAACUUUGUCGGGGAGCCAGAGACCACAGCACCGGCAGACGCCAGCGAGAGCUCAAAGUCAAAUCAGGAUGCAAAGCCAGAUCUUGAGUGUGCAACGACGAGCUCGAAGGAGGUCACUUCCUCGGAGAGCAUCAAACAGGAUGUUGGGGAGGAAAGGAAAGACCACGAGAAAGAUGGAGAUGUUCCCGUAGCGAAGGAGGGCGAAGAGAUUAAGGAGGAGGUGGAAAUCUCUCCCUUAGAGGCCGAGACUGAAGCUGGGAAUGAUGCUGAGGUCCCGGAGUUAACUGGAAAAGAGGAGCAGGCAGGGAGCACAUCCACCGGUGUAACAGCUGACGAGAUAUCCGUCACAGAGAAUGAAGACUUUGCUGAAGAUGGCCUGGGGAACAGUGAAGAAGACUUGUACAGAGGAGCCGAGGAGCUGUCAGCAUCGCGAACAAAUAAACCAGGAACACUUUUAAAGGUGGAGGACAGAUGCAGUUUGGCCCCAGCCGUGGACAUUCUGUCUUACAGUGAGAGAGAGUGGAAAGGAAACACUGCCAAAAGUGCUCUCAUUAGAAAGGGUUAUGAAGAGAUGUCCCAGAGGUUUGGCAGCUUGAGGAGAGUGAGGGGAGACAACUACUGUGCCCUCAGAGCGACACUGUUCCAGGUGCUCUCCCACAGCACCCAGCUGCCCUCAUGGCUGCAGGAGGAGGACGUUAUUACGCUGCCGGAGCAACUUGAGGCCCAGGAAGGUCUGAUAAGUCCGUGGACAUUUCCUGGAGAAUGCCUGCAGGGAGAUGGGACGGGAGAUGCCACACUGCAGCUAAAAGGCUACAUGGAGCUUCUCAGAAAUAAGUGGCAGGCAGCAGUGGACUGCCCCUCGGCUGUGGAGCGGCAGCAGCUGUGCGAGCAAGUGUUUCAGGGAGGAGAAGAGGAGCUGGGGCUGCUGGAGGCGCUGAAGCUGCUGAUGCUGGGCCGAGCGGCGGAGCUGCACGGCUGCAUGCUGACCGGGGAAGACGUCCCGCUCUUCUGCUGGCUGCUGUUCGCCCGGGACACGUCAGACUGCCCGCGCUCCUUCCUCUCCAACCACCUCAGCCACGUGGGCCUCAGUGCCGGGCUGGAGCAGGUGGAGAUGUUCCUGCUGGGCUACGCCUUGCAGUGCACCAUUCAAGUUUACAGACUGUACAAGGCCGACACGGAGGAGUUUGUCACCUAUUACCCAGACGACCAUAAGGACGACUGGCCGUCCGUGUGCCUCGUCACAGAGGACGAUCGCCACUACAAUGUGCCAGUCGUAGACGCCGCAGAGCACGAGGAGCUCGACUCGAGCUGAUCGUUCACUGCAGAGAAAUCUCCUGCCAUACAAACACUCCUCAGGUCGAUCAUGAUUAAUAGAUUUACGCCAAUUAAAGGAACAGUUUGACAUUUUGGGGAAAAGCUUUUUUUAGCUGAGAGUUCAGUGAGAAGGUUGAUAUCACUCAGUCUGUCCAUUAAAUAUGAAGCUAGCUUAGCUUAGCACAGAGACUGGAAAUGGGAGGGAAACAGCUAGCCUUGCCCUGUCCUAAGGUAAUAAAAUCAGCCUGGCAGCACCUCUCUGGCUCAUUGGUUAACAGGUUGUAUCUUGUUUGUUUCACCUGAACACAAACUGAAGGGUAAAAAUGACACAUUGCGGUGUUACAGACUUUCCCAUCACCUUGAGGUUAAACAAACAAGAUAAAACGUGAUAAUUAGUCAGCUUUAGAGCUACUGGUACGUGGAUUUUAUUACCUUAGGACAGAGCAAAUUCCCCUCUUUCCAGUCUUGGUGCUAAAAGAGUUAUUAUAGUUUUCGGAUUUUACAUUAGUUUUAAUUUGUUUUUAAUUCAGUUUACUUUCCAGCGUGGGUUUGUUCAUUUAAGUUUAGUUUUUUGUUGUUUAAAAAUAUUAGUUUCAGAAUUAGUUUUAGGGUUUUUUUUAUAUUGUCAUAUAAAGGGGUAUUUGUCAGGGGCAAGAUUUAAGAAGUUCAGUAAAGGUAUUACAAAACAAGCACAUUCACAGUCUCCAUAAACAUAUCCACCAACGCCUCCUCAGGGUUGCUACGUUGACAAAUCUGACCAAAUUGAGACUAAAACUGAAGGUAUUUUUAUUUCAUUUUAGUUAGUUUCGUAAGUACCCACUAUUGUUUCAAUUAGAAUUUGUUUUUACCCAAAGUCUAGUCUGUUUUGUCCCCCCCAGUUUAAUCUUGGUGCUAAGCUAACUGGCUGCUAGGGUUUGCUUCAUAUUUAGCGUACAGACAUGAGAGUAAUAUUGAUCUUCUUCCUCGCGACAAGUAGGCAAAUAAGCAUACCAUCCAAAAUGUCUAUUCCUUUAACAAUAUGCUGAUUUGAGACCCUGUACAAGAUGUGGUUUACACACGUUUGUACACACUGUACUGUAUACAGAGUUUUCUAUUUGGGUGUGUGUACAUAUAUGUGCAUCUGAUAUUGCAGGAUCAUCUCAGUUGAGUCCCAAAUUAGUUUGAAGGACAAGUUUUUCUGAGCAAUCCCGAUUUAAAAACAAAAAAACAAAAAAAAAACAAAACAAAAAAACAGUGGAGCUGCCAACAGCAGCCAAAGUGAUGAGAUGGUUGGUGUUUACACUGGAAUCCAAGUGCUUUGAUUUGUGUUUUAAUUUAUUAUUUUUCAUAAUGUCGGAAAAAAAAAGAAGGAAAAAAGCAUCUUAAAUUAAGAAGACUGGAAGUCGUAGGUGAAACGACUGAAUCAGUCAGUCAGUGAAAGGUUAGAUGAUUUAUCAGGUUUAACAACAGCUCACAACAGAUGACGAUUGGAAGACUUAAUCGCAGCCUCUGUGUCAGAGGAUUUGUGGUGGUCUGUGUGUGUGUUUACAACUGUGUGUGUGUGUGUGUGUGUGUCAAACUCAAUGUGUAACAUGUUGCCUUUAACCAAGCUGUUCUGAAGGGAAAGAAAUGUGCCAAUAUUGCUGCAAAUACUGGCAACAGUCCCCAACCACCAGCCACUGGAUUCAGUAGUAAACGCUCGCUUGGUCCUCCAUGUUGCCUUAGAAAUAAUGCACAAUAAGAAUGAAUGUGGGUUAGAGAUAAGAGGCCAUUUCCUCGCCCUGAUUCCAGAGCAGGUGAGAGUGAUAUGUUAACAGUAAAACAUUGAUUAUGCCAUUUGCAGGAAUGUUCUUUGUUGUGUAAGAUUUUUUGGAUGGCAUUUAGAUAAAAUUAAGGUAAAAGUUUUUGUAAGUCUUUUUUUUUUUUUCUCUUUUGGUUUAAUCAGCUUGAUACUUUUUUGACUGUUCCUAAUUUCAUGAGAACUAUAAACAUGAUUUAAAACUGAGGUUUCAGAAGUUCACUACAGAAAAUGACACGUUACAUCUGUUUGGACUCUGUCUGUAAAACAUGGUUGAAUACAAAAGGAUUUUCCAAAGCUCUA